CUUGCGUAGCUUGCUCACAUAUGUCAGCUCCAAAGCCGAUUGUCCACGUAGCAGACUCAGAUGCUGCUUUAGCUAGUACGGUUUAUGACUACGUUGUAGAGCGAUCAGCCAAAGCAGUGAAGGAGCACGGAUUUUUUUCAAUCUGCUUGUCUGGAGGGAGCGUCGCCAAACUGGUGGGAGACGGGCUGUGGAAGAAGAAAAAUGUUGACUGGCCAGCUUGGCGUGUGUUUUUUUGUGAUGAGAGACAUGUAAAUCUAGAUAGUGAGGACAGCAAUUACAAUGCACUUCAGGAUACUUUCUUUGCAAAGGUACCGAUUAAACCAGAACAUGUGUAUACUAUCAACCCAAAACUUACUGUUGAAGGUGCAGCUGAUGACUACACAGCUAAAAUUCGAAUUGUUUAUCCUGGAAGUGACAUACCCAAAUUCGAUUUGAUGUUGCUUGGUAUGGGGCCUGAUGGUCACACUUGUUCUCUAUUUCCCGGACACCCUCUUCUUCAGGAGAAAACAAAAAUUGUUGCUUCCUUGAGCGACUCACCUAAACCACCACCUGCACGGAUCACUCUGACUCUUCCUGUUGUCAACAAUGCCCAUUGUGUUAUGUUCAUUGUAAUGGGUUCCAGCAAAACUGGACCAGCAGCAAAAGCAUUGGAUCUUAACAAAUCUGUUGAUGAUGACGAUAUGCCACCUGCUGGAAAAGUUAGAUUGUACCAUGGAGAAUUACACUGGUGGAUGAACCAGGCGGCAGCAGCUGAAUAUCAGGUGCAGCAAGCCAAGAAAUGACAGUUGAAUCACAACAUUGAUUAUAUUAUAGUUAGCGUACAACUAACAGUUUUGCAAUGGCAACAUUCAAUAUAUAGUAGUAUAACAAUAUUUAGUCAAACAUCUAUAGGAAGUGAAUCGCGAUCAAUAUCUUUGUCACCACUAUAA
Corticium candelabrum is the source of this 929-nucleotide messenger RNA. RefSeq names its product 6-phosphogluconolactonase-like. The record is from RefSeq and is a predicted model, not a curated record. Gene Ontology annotation, biological process: pentose-phosphate shunt; carbohydrate metabolic process. The coding region runs from base 21 to 782 and encodes 253 amino acids. Gene Ontology annotation, molecular function: 6-phosphogluconolactonase activity. NCBI's taxonomy places the organism in Eukaryota, Metazoa, Porifera, Homoscleromorpha, Homosclerophorida, Plakinidae. The transcript has 2 exons.